Danio aesculapii is the source of this 10181-nucleotide messenger RNA. RefSeq names its product nesprin-2. Gene Ontology annotation, cellular component: membrane. The transcript is spliced from 57 exons. Bases 218 to 9625 code for a protein of 3135 amino acids. The record is from RefSeq and is a predicted model, not a curated record. Lineage: Eukaryota; Metazoa; Chordata; Actinopteri; Cypriniformes; Danionidae. Gene Ontology annotation, molecular function: protein binding.
CAGAGAGGAGCACCGCUAUGUUCAACAGAUCUUCAGCACUCUUGUUGAGGGUUUCAAGGCCCAUUUGUCAGAAGUUGGUGCUUGCGUGCCCCAGCAAACAUGCCUCUCCAUCCCUCUUACUGAGCAGCUUCAUAUAGAGGUUUUGAGCUGCUUUUUAGUACAAGAUGCCAAGUUAGAAGCUCAAGCUCAAUUCCAACUGGAGGCCUUACAGAGGUGCAUGAGAGACCAAACCGUACACUUGAGUCACCAUGAAGAAAUGAGCCAGCUUCUCAAAAAUGCUGAUUCUCAAAUCUCUAAAUGCUCAAGUCAAAAACCCACUGAUCCUGAAUCAUGCCGAGAACAUCAGCUGAAAGUGAAGUUGCUCCAGACAGAGCUGAAGAAGCUGGCAGAAAGUCUAGAGGAGCUGAGGGAACAUUGUCCUGGUAGUCGCUGCAGUGCACCUGUGGAUCUGAUGCUGGGACAUCUGUGGAGGUGGUGGGCUGUGCUGAAGAACAGAGUGGAAGCACUUGAAGCCAGCACAUCCCAUAAAGAAGCAGAGUGGAGAGAUUUCAUGAUUCGGCUUAAUAAGUCAAAAGAAGGUCUUGACAGACUUCAGACUGAUCUCCCAGACUCGUCACUGCUGACGGGAUCACUUGUGGAUCUUCAGGGUUUUCUGAGCCUCACUGAGCACCUUCAGGACGGGAUUGAGCAGGAACAUCAAACUCUGGCAUCACUACAACAUCAUGUGACUCGGCUGCUCGGGGUCACAAAUCUGCAGCAGCUGAAAGAGUCUCCCCAAAUCUGUCAGGACCUGCAGUCUUUAUUGGGUCACUGCAGAAGUCUGAGAGAUCAGAGCAAUAGCAUCCGCAGAGAGCUGCUGUUCGAAAUGCAGGAGUUUGGUCGCGUUCAGGAGGAGAUGAGCUCCAUUCAACAGAAUCUUCUCUCUCUUCUGACUGUUUUACAGUCCGAAUCAGCUGCCGAACACCUACAGGAAGUCAAAGUGGAACUGGUGUCACAAAAGGCUCGACUGCAAGAUGUGAUGGAGCGAGUGAUGAAGAGAUGGAGAUCUGUGCCCUCGGAGAUUCACAUCUUACAGAAUGAGCUCAACGCCUCGCUGCAGGAGGCAAAGGACAAAUUGGCCAUGGUCAUGGAGAAAAGUGGUCCUCUUCGUAAAAUGGGAGAGCAGAUUGGAGAAGUGACGGUGGGCUUGUUAUGUGUUCAGGGUCUGUUGAAGCAAACAAGUCCUAAUUUUUCUGAGGCUGAACGUACACAAAAGCAAAUAUGGGAUGAGCUGGACCAGUGGCACACUCGGAUAGCUGAGCUGGAGGCUGAAGUUCAGGAUCUGGCAGAACAGCAGCCUGAGAGAGCACACAUCCUCAUGGACCAGCUCACACAGCCUCUGCAGCUCUACCAGACCACAGCCAAACAAGCAGAGCACAGAACAGCCCUCAUCAGCAAAAUCCCGGCCUGUCUGCAGGACUAUGAGGCCUUACUCAGUAGCACCAACAGCUGGUUGAAGGAGGCAGAGUCCUGGCUUCUCACACCUAGAAUCUACACCACUGCCAAAUGCAUCCAUGGCCACGCCAACUCACUUAAGAUGAUGUUGGACGAAUCAGAGGGCUACAGGGCAGCUCUGGAGACAUUCAUGCCUUCCCUUCAGGAAAUCAGUCCAGUGUUUGACACCUCCCCUCAAAAACAGCUGCUCAACCUGGGGAUGCAAAACAUCACCCUCAUGCAGCAAAGCGUUCUGGAACCUCUCUCUCACCUUCAGCACCUAGCAGCUGAGAUGGAUGCUAUUGAAGCAGAGGUAAAGACGAUGGAGAAAAAUGUAACUAAAAUCAGAACAAUCCUUUCAGCCUCUGACACUCAAAACAUCACUCCUGAGGAGCAUCUGGAAAAUAUACAGGUCAUUUUAGAUAAUGUCCAGUCCAUGAAGAGGACCAUCGAUGAGAUCGAGAGCUGCAGGCCAGGUCUGGGUCUUCCAGCAGGGGCAGAGCAAACUCUCACAGCCUUCAGCCACUCUCAAGAGCUCCUGCAGCCCAUCCAGGAGCUCCAGCAACUGAGUGUACAGCACAGCGCAGCGCUAAUGGCCUCUAUUGGACAGCCAGCUGAAUUGAUUCUUCCCUCAGACCAAACCUCAGAAGUGCUGAUGCCACAGCUUUACUCUGAAGAUGUGAAGCAGAUGUCUGUGGAUGGGCUUUACUCUGAGGAGGAAGAUGAAGACAGUCGGUCUUCAUCUUCAGGAACUCUCACAUGCAGUGUUCCAGAGGACCCCGAUGAAACAAUGGUGGAAGAAGAUAUUAAGUCAGAAUCUGCUUCAGCUCUAAAUGAGUGUGACUUUAAGGAAUCAACUACGGAAACAAAAAAAGAUUUCGUGACCAUCGAGCAAGAAUCACAGGACACCGAAAAUUGUUUACUGGAGUCUUCAGAACCCUCUGAAACAGACGGCAAACCAGAGACUGAAGAGACAAAUCGUCUGUCUGCACUAACAUCCCAACACUUAGAAGAAUUUACAAAUAAUAACAGUCUGAAACUUGACGCCUCAAAAAUAUCUGAGAAAAAUCUGAGCGAAUACUCAAAAACCAAGAUGCCUGAUACAAAUUCAGCCAAGCCAGGUAUAGACUCAGGAACCGAGAUACCUGAUACAGAAUCAGCCAAGCCAGGUAUAGACUCAGGAACCGAGAUACCUGAUACAGAAUCAGCCAAGCCAGGUAUAGACUCAGGAACCAACAUACUUGAUACAGAAUCUGCCAAGCCGAGUAUAGAUUCAGAAAUCACCAAGUUACAAAGUGAAGAUGAUAUUCAGAAGACGUCUGAAUCUGGGAACGAGAAAAAAAAACCUAUGAAUGCCGAACUGAGCACAACAGAUUCCGUUAAAACUGCAGUUUAUAAUGAAGGUUUAGUCAUGAAGACACCCGACUCUGAGCCAAUAAAUGUUACGAUUGGUGAUCAGACCCAGACAGAGACAAAACCUCUAGACGCCACCGUUCCUCUUGGCAUCACAGAAUCUGUGUCACAGGAAGAUGCAAUGCUGGAUUCACAGAGGGAUGUGAAUGAGACAGCAGUUUACCAGAGCAGCAGCCCAUCUCAGGAACACACACUUCAUCACACAGCAGCCGUCAGCAAGUCUGAAGAUCAGGAGAAAUUGGUCCAGCUUCUCACCUCAUUAAAGGAAACGUCACAGGAUAUCAGUUAUUCUGAGACUAGACAGCAUUUGUUGGAUAUUCCUGUGUCAGUGCUGAAUGCCAGUCACACUCAGACAGAAGACGCAACCAAACCCCUCAAGGACUUCUCAAGCACCAAGAAUGUGCAGGGCGACACCUGGAUGUUAGUUCUUGACCAGCAGAAAACAGCGGGACAAAAUAACGAGGAGAUUCAGAGUUGCUGUGAAGCUCUUCUGAAGGGUCUGCAGGGUCUGCUGGAUUUGGGUUCUGAGCGGCUACUGCGCAGUCAGGAUAAACCGCCGCACAACUACAGCCAACUACACAGUUUACUCUCAGGACACAAGAAAUACUUCCAAGAAAUGCGGCAGAAACUUAUGAUGGUGAAGCUGCUAUUUCAUAAGCUGCCAGAGGGGGCAGUGCAGGGUCAAGCAGAAGUUGAGGAGCUGAUAUCGGAUCUACUGCAUCGAGCACAGAGACAAGGGAUCCAAAUGCAGCAAAACUCUGAGGAGUGGUCUCAGUAUGAGGAGGUCUCUCACACACUACGCAGGCAGUUGGAUGAGCUGGAGACAGACAUGUCCAGUCUCAAUGUAGAGCCGGAGGGAGUCCUGCAGGGUCAGCUGUGGUCCUAUGAGAAGCUGCACAAGAUCCUUGAAGACACAAGUCCUCAGGUUUGGGAGAUUCAAGACCGCCUCAGGUCUCUACAGAAGCAGGGGUACUGUUGUGAACGGAAAUUCCAGACAUUCUCAAAGUCACCACUGUUGAUGCACUGGAAACAUCUUCAUAAUCAGCUACAGCAGAAGAUACAGUCUACACAGAAAAUCAGAAUGAGUUAUGAGAGGUUUCAGCGUGACUCAACAGAACUAGAGGAGUGGAUGAGAUGUGCUCAUGAAUAUCUUCAAAAGUGGAAGAGUUUCUCUGGUUCAGAUACGCCGGAGUCCAGAACGGCUUUUACCCAGCUUAUGGAGUUCUUCAAGGAUCUGGAGCUUCGUUCUGCACAGAAAGUGUCAGCAGAAUCCACAGGCACACAGAUCCUGCAGCUAACAGAAAGUGAAGCCCCAGGCCUGUGGACGCGACUAACUAAACUCCAGGAGGAAUGGACAAAACUAACCAGCGUGCUCCCCAGUCUUCAACAAACACAGCUAGAACUGUUGGAAGGCCAGUCAGACAGUCAGAUCUUGGCUGAUUUGUCUUCCUGGCUGCAGCAUAUAGAGAGACGACUGGAGGAUGAAAGCUCAGGGGUUCAUUGUGCUCUGGAUUCAUCAGAGCUCUCUAGACAUUUACAAGCUUUGAAGCAUGUUAAGGCUGAAAUAACCAAUCACCAGUCAUGUUUUGACUUUCUGAACUACCGGUGCAUGAAAGGGGCGGAGUCAGUGAAUGAACCCACAAAUCGCAGUGAGCGUAUCCUCUUAGCUGAGCAACUUGGAGCAUUCAAUUUAAGAUGGCUUGUUCUACAGGCCAAGAUUGACGGUGUGAUACAUGAUGUGGAGGACCAAUGGCAGGCCUGUGCAGACAGAGAAAAGCGAUUGCGCUGUAUACACAGCUGGAUUUCUGAGUGUAUGAAUUGGGUGAGGAACAGCUGGAGACCAGAGAGCUGCUUGCAGAUUGAACAAACAUUACAGGAGUGUAAGGAGACAGAGGAGCGGCUGCAGGUGAAGUUUUCUGAGCUGAAGGGUUUGGGAGCUCUUCAACUGUUCAGACAGCAGGAUGGAGAACAUCCUGGAGACCAAGCAUUCUCCAGCCAGGUCAAUUCAGCCAUAGAGGACUGCCAAACUUUAAGCCAAAAGAUAAAUGCUCUCAGGUCAGAUUUGCAGCCAAUCAAGGAUGAGUGGGUACAUGUUGAAUCUAAAAUGAGUUCAGCAGAACUGCAAACAACCGGGGUGAUCUACAGACUGGAGCUCUGCAGAGUCCCAGUGUUCUCAUCUGGGCAGAGCCGAGCUCAUGUGGAACAAAUACAAGAGCUUAAAAGGGAACUAAAUCAACCAGAGACCUGGACAGGCUUAACUGAGCUGCUUUCUAGCUUGAAAGAAAAACUCAAGCCUUUCGCUUUUAAACUUCUGUCUGAUCGCCUUGAGAAGGAGAGAAUCAGACAUCAUGCAGUGACUGAAGACAUUCAUGAAGAUUUACUAAAAGCCCAAAAUGCAUUGGAGCUCUGGUUGGAAUAUGAGCAUCUCACAGAAGAGUGUCGUGUUCUUUUGAAUCAGCAUUGGGAGAGGCUUGGAGAGCUUAUGAAUUCUUCAGACAGACAAGAAAACACUGUAGAAAUGCUCAACAGCAGGAUGCAGGGCAUUAGUGCUUUGGAAAAAGACAUGACAAACUUGCAAAACAAUGUGGGUAAAGUCAUGGAGGCCUCAAAGCUUCUCAUCGGUCAGAUGAAACCCCAGUCAGCUUCCCUAAUCAAAUCAAAAACCAGGCUGCUGUCGCGUGACCAUGUGCAUCUUGGCAAGGCACUUUCUGAGAUCAGGAGUCAAGUUCAGGAGGAGCUGGAGGAGCAGCGGCGCUUCAGCACUGAGCUGAAAUCAAUUGAGAAACAAGUAAAGAACUUUGAAAGCAUUAUGAGCUCUUCCACUACAAGCAUGGAGAGACUGAAGAUGGUUCUGUUAGAUCUGAGUGGGCUGAACCCUAACCUUGCUGCUCUGAAUCAAAGGAGUCUCAGAUGCUCUUUAAGCUCUGCAGAGGAAGAGAGGUUGCAGACCCUCGACACGCAGUGGGGUCAGGUGUUCUCUCAGGCUACAGAAAGACACAGGAAGAUGUAUGGAGAGCUGCUGCGUGAUCAGAACUUCCAGCAGAAGCGCCAGUGCUGGAUGGAGCUCCUGGACAAAAUGGAGACUGAUUUAUCCAAUCCGACAACUGGAAACUGUGCUUCUGUAAGAGAUCAGCUUGCUGCACAUCAGAGGCUGAAAGUGGAGUUCCUCAUCAGCCAGCCGCUACAGGAUGCCAUGAUCAAUGAGGCUUUACACUUCCUGGAAAGCAGUCAGAAUGUGGACAGGAGCUCAAUUCUCUUGAGCCUGACCCAGCUGAAGACACGCUGGCAGGAGAGCCAGCAGAGGCUCCGUCAACAUGAAACACGUUUGGAGGGGCUGAUGGGACAGUGGCAGCUGUAUGAAGCGGGUACAAGGAAACUUUCAAGAUUAUUUAGACACAUGGAAGAACUUCUUCCUCCAGCAGGCUUGGCACCAUGCAGCCUACAGCAACUCCAGUGCUCUAUAAAAGACUUUGAGUGGACUGAGGAACAGCUUCAGCUUCAUGAAGGCCUGUACAGGCAGACUGUGGAGGCUGGAGGACAUAUUAUUCCUCUAGCGGAUACGCAGAUGCAGAAGAGCCUGAAAACGCAACUGGAUGCCCUCAAGGAGACAUGGGAGCCAAGCAGUGACCUUGUGCAGAAAAGAAAGGCUCUUGCAUACACCAUAACUCAGAACUGGAAGCUCUGUGCGACUGGACUGGUUGAUAGUGCUCUUAAACUGGAUGAGAUAAAAGCAAGAUUGAAGGAUCCGCUGCCAGAGAAGAUUGAAGAUCUAAAGAAACAUGAACAGCUUACUAAGGAGGACGAGGACUUGCUGCAGAUUUGGAUUGUAGGACUGACAGAGUUGAGCACCAUGAAGGCAGACGUGUCCCAGUAUGUGCUGACCACGGACACUGCACUGCUGCAGGGACAGGUGGAGGAACUUCACUGCCAGUGGGAAGAGCUAUGCUUGAAGGUGUCACUUCGUAAACAGGAAAUUGCUGAUCGACUGAAUGCCUGGAUCAUCUUCAAUGAUAAAAACAAAGAGCUCUGUGAUUGGCUGACGCAGAUGGAAAAGAAGGUGGCACACAGAGGCGAAAACCUUAGCAUUGAGGAAAUGGUGGAGAAACUUAAAAAGGACUGCAUGGAGGAGAUUAACCACUUCAGCGAGAACAAAAGCCACCUCAAACAACUCGGCGAGCAGCUCCUGUUGGCCAGCGACAAAGCGAAGGAGACUGAGAUCCACGGAGCCCUACGAGAUGUCAAUGACCGCUGGCAGCAACUCUUUGAUCACAUUGAAGGCCGGGUGAAGAAGCUGACCGAGACUUUGGUGACAGUACAGCAGUUGGAUAAGAAUAUGAAUAACCUUCGUUCAUGGCUCACGCGCAUUGAGGCUGAGCUAUCCAAACCCAUUCACUACAGUAUCUGCCAUAGAGAAGAGAUUCAAAAGAGACUGGCAGAGCAACAGGAUCUGCAGCGUGAUAUUGAGCAGCACACAGAGAGGGUGGCGUCUGUGCUCACACUGUGUGAUGUGCUUCUCCAUGAUGAAGAUGCCUGCAGCAGUGAUGGAGAGAACGACUCCAUCCAGCAGACCACACAGCGUCUCGACCAGCGCUGGAGAAAUAUCUGCUCCAUGUCUCUGGAGAGGAGGCUGAGGAUUGAGGAGACGUGGAGACUGUGGUGUAAGUUUCAGGAGGAUUACUCUUGUUUUGAAGACUGGCUGAACUCCUCGGAGCGCACUGCUGCUGAACCCAAUUCAUCAGAUGUCUCGUACACUGAUGCCAAAGAGGAACUCCACAAAUAUGAGGUUUUCCAGAGGCGGGUACAUGAGAGUCUGACCCAGUUGGAGAUCAUUAAUAACCAGUACAGGCGACUGGCGUGGGAGAACCGCACUGAUGCAGCCAGCAGACUCAGAGCCAUGGUGCAUCAGGGUAACCAGCGCUGGGAUGCACUUCAGAGGAGAGUGGCUGCAAUACUGCGCAGACUCAGACAUUUCACAGGCCAGAGAGAAGAGUUUGAGGGAACCCGUGAGAGCCUCCUCGUCUGGCUGACUGAGAUUGAACUUCAGCUCACCGACAUGGAGCACUUCUCAGAGAGCCAUCAUCAAGACAGGAUGAAACAGCUGAAGAGUUUCAAGAAGGAAAUCACUCUGAACACCAACAAGAUCGAUGCUCUGAUCGUGUUUGGUGAGGGUUUGAUUCAAAGAAGUGCUCCUCUAGAUGCUGUUGUGAUAGAAGAUGAGUUAGAGGAACUGCACACAUACUGCCAAGAGGUGUUCGGCAGAGUGGCCCGAUUCCACCAGCGCCUCACCAGCCUCCGCCCGUUGCAGGAGCAUCCAGAUGUGUAUGACGGCGAGCGGUCCAGAGAGACACAGAGCCCUCCUUCCUCCAGUCAGCCCUCCAUGUGCCUGUUAUCUCCACCUCAGGAGCGUUCGGGACGUGAAACCCCCGUCAGCGUGGACUCUAUUCCUCUGGAGUGGGACCACACUGGGGACGUAGGCGGCUCUUCAUCACAUGAUGAGGAAGAGGAUGCUGCUUUCUUCUCAGCCCUGUCAGGACAGAUUUGGCACUUUCAAAACAUGCCAGAAAGGAAAUCCUUCCAGCUGGAGUCAUCUUCACCUACACACACCAGCACUCCUUUUAAACAAGGCUAUGUCCAGCUGAUGUCUGAGUGCAGCGGCAGCAUCAAGAGUGUGAAGAGGGUUUCUAUGAUCCUAGAUGAUGAAGAACAGCAGGAGGAACAAGGACUCACUGGCCUCAACACGGCAGACAAACAGUCAGGAGUGAUCGAGCGCUGGGAGCUGCUGCAGGCUCAAGCAGUGAGCAAAGAGCAGUGCAGAACCAGAGACCCCCAGCAACUGACUUCAGACCUGCAUGACAUCACUUCCUGGCUGGAUCGCAUCACUCUUGAGCUGGACACGCUGCAGAGACCUGAGACAUCAGCCAGUGUGGAGGUCUUAGAAGAGAGGGUCAAACAGCUAAAAGAAAUGCAGAAGACUUUUGGUCGCUACAAGACCAUGAUACUGUCUCUGAACUUAUGUGGCCGAGAGCUGCAGCAAGAGGCUUCUGGUGGAGCACCUGAGCUUCAAGAGGGCCUGCACAGCAUCAAUCACCGCUGGACGGAGGCAUGUGCUGGUCUCGAGGGGUGGGAGGACAGCCUACGUAACACCCUAGUGCGCUGUCAGGAGUUUCAUGAGAUGGUUCACUCUCUCCUGCUAUGGCUGGCCCAUGCAGAGAGCCGACGCUACGCCGUCAACAUGAAUGACGCCUCUGUGCAGCUGUCCACGCUUCAGGAACACACACAAACACUGAAGGAUCUGGCGGUGGAUCUUCAGGGCAGGCAGAAGCAGGUGUGCUCUCUGCAGGACAUCGCCUCUGAACUGCUCCCGGAGGCUGGAGGAGAGGACAGCACCGAAGCCAAAGAGAAACUCCACGUCAUCGGAAGCAAACUACGACUGCUGUCGCGUCAAGUCGAGCAGGACCUCCAGACCAUCCAGGAGAGACUGGGGUCCACAACUGAUGCUUCAGGAAAUCUGAAAUCCACAGAGUGCUCUCGAUGGAAUGGUGAGCCGUCUCCUCAGCGCUCGUUCUUCUACCGCGUGUUGCGAGCCGCUUUCCCUCUUCAUCUGCUGUUCCUCCUGCUGCUGGUUCUGGCCUGUUUGGUCCCGCUUUCCGAGGACGAUUACAGCUGCACUCUCUCCAAUAACUUUGCCCGCUCUUUCCACCCCAUGUUACGGUACACCAACGGCCCUCCUCCCACAUGAGUCCCACAUCAUCCAGUCGGACUCAAACAUGCACCUCACUUUUGUCCAAGCAAUAUUUUAACGGAUGUAUUUAUACGAUUGAUUUUAUACUAUUUAUUCCCCUCUAUGAGAGCCAUGCUACUGAGAAUUUGUUAACGUUACAAGUUUGAUGUGAUCUAAAUUUCCUUUGUCUCGUCAGGAUGCUGUAAAGAUGACAAAAGUCAAUCAUUUAAUGAACAUGAAUGUAUUUUCAAUUUAUUAUUAAUAUUAUUACUAUUAUGUUUUAUUAGAUUUAUGCGUUGGUUAAAGAUUAUACGAGUUUGGAAAACACUGUAUUAUAACUUUGGGAUUAUGUGGUCCCAUUUUUACAUUUUCUACACUAUGAAAGCCCCCCAAAAAUAAUGCUAAAGGCACAUUUAAAACAUUUUAAUUCACCCAAGUGUAAAUAACACAUUGUUACAUAUGCGUUGCAAAGUCGAACACAAAGACGUGUGUACAGAAAGUCAACUUUGAAAACAUUUUACAAAUUAAACAUUUGUUUUGUGUUUAAAAAUAAACAUUGUUUUCUUCAACUAAA